AUGUCCAAUAACAAUCUUCAGAACCUCACGAGCCAAACGAAAACACCAUUUGCAAAUUUCUCGAAUCUGAUGGACUUAAACCUGUUUAACACAUCAAUCAACUUAAGAUUGAACAACACCGCAACGAUUGACAGCGAAACGUUCGUUGGACUUUCCGGAAUACAAGUUCUCAAUAUUUCGCACAACGUGGACCUACCACUUACAAACAAAACGAAUGAGCACGUUUUCAACCAUCUGACGUCACUGAAGAAACUCGUUUCGUAUCAGACGACUUUUAUUUAUCACAUCAAUCAUAGCUAUCCGAGCAAUUUAUGGAGAAACCUACAUUCCCUCCAAGAAAUAUGGAUUGACGGCUUUACUUUGGAGCCGUUUAGCAAAGAUUUUCUUAAUAUGUCGAAGGUAGUCGACCUAAGUAAUAAUUUUUGUUCUGUAGUCAAAACGGAUUUCUUCAAAGGUAUGUCCAACGUGAAGCGUCUGUACCUCCAACGUAAUAAUCUUUACUCUGCUGUUGAGAAUAAGAAAUUAUUUCACUCAAAUGUUCAUAUUGAAAUUAUUGAUUUGUCCGUCAAUAGAAUAAGUAGACUCCAUCCACUGCUUUUCGCGAAUCAAACUAAAAUGAGAAAGAUCAACUUGGCUUAUAAUAAUUUGAUGGCCUUUGAUAACAAGAUAGAAUUCGCCUUGGACAUUUUAAAACCAAAACUCAACGAACUAUAUUAUCAAGUGUUUACCUUUAACGAUAUUGAAUCUGGUCGUUCUAUCAAUGAUGCCGUAUCAAAUGCCAUUCAUGGCAGUAAGGUUGUUGUGUUCGUCGUGUCUAAAUUAUGCAACAAUGACCCGGAGUGGAAAUGUGCAGUGGAAAUGACUGAAAUAGAGAAUCUUAAAUGA
Dreissena polymorpha is the source of this 885-nucleotide messenger RNA. Its product is annotated as toll-like receptor 3. Bases 1 to 885 code for a protein of 294 amino acids. Gene Ontology annotation, biological process: signal transduction. The transcript has 4 exons. Lineage: Eukaryota; Metazoa; Mollusca; Bivalvia; Myida; Dreissenidae. The record is from RefSeq and is a predicted model, not a curated record.